UGCAUCACGAAAAUGCAACACGAUUCGAUAGUACUAGAUCUAGGCCUAGUUAGUAGAUCUAGAAUAGAUCUAGAAUCUAGAUCUAGAGAUCUAGAUCUAAUUCUAGUUCGUAAAUGAGUCGUGAAUAAUCAAUUCUUUUAAUGGAGAAAUUCAGAUGUUUUAGUUUGCCAGCUUUUUUACCCAUGAAAGUAAAAUCAUAUUAUUUGGAAAAGCUUAGGCUACCUAGGUCAUUUUUUUAUAUUUUUAUAAAGCAGAAGCCAGUUUCAAAACAACUAGCCAACCACAAACUAAUAUUUGAUUUAGCUGAGCGGAAAAACAAAAAUGAUCAAGAUUCUAACCAACAAUGUGUGACUGAAAUCUCAGAGCCAGCAGGACAAAGAGUUAUUAAAGAUGCUCAUCACAAAACUUACACUACUGUCGUCCAAAUCAAUCAACAUUUAAAUUUAGGUCUAGGCUUAUUGACAACAGUUUACUUAGGCCUUCUGAAAAUGGCAAGUGAUGCUUUCAUAGCUUUUACCUCAACAACUGCUGAAACUUUAAAGAACAAAAAAGUUAAUGAUUGGGAUUUAGCAUGCAACACCAAUAAUAAUGAGGACUUUACAAAGAAAUAUCUGAUAGUUGGCUUGGGUAACCAUGGAUACCCCAACACAAGACACAGCAUUGGUAUGAGAGCAGUGGACAGAUUCGCAGAAAAUUUCGGGGUGACAUUGUCGUACAACAAACAGUAUGGAGGAUUUGCUAAUUCAACUACAGUUGAUGAUACUAAGCUAGUUCUAUUCAAGCCAAAAGCUUUGAUGAAUAUAAAUGGUAUCAGUGUAGCUAAGACAGCAAAGCUGUUAUCAAUUUGUCCAAGUAACAUCUACUUAAUCCAUGAUGAAUUAGAUAAAGUCCCUGGGAAAUUUCAUAUAAAAGAAGGAGGAAGUGCAGGGGGUCAUAAUGGUGUGCUGUCGUGCAUCAGCUCAUUACAAUCACAAGCAAUGAGGCGCCUUAGAAUCGGGAUAGGUCGUCCUUCAUCUAGAAAUUUUGUUGUCCCUUAUGUGUUGGGCAAAUUUUCUAAAGAAGAAGCCGAUCUUGUGGCAUCUGCUGUAGAUCAAGCUCUUGAGGCUCUGCUUCAUCACAUCAAACAAAGGUCAGCUGGUUCAACCAAUCACAGCAGCACAUCAAUCAGACAUAAACCUUUACACCAAUCAAAACCUGUCUUACAUGAUAAACAUAAACCUUUACACCAAUCAAAACCUGUCUUACAUGAUAAACACCCCAGCCAAGAGACAGAGGAACCUGAGUGUUGUAACACAUCCAUCAAUAACUGUCAACAAACAGAAGAAACCAGGAUGGAGGCACCCAACAAAGUUAACAGUUGUAACACAUCAGAUUGCAACCGUGAACCUACACCAGAAAGAUGAUGUUCAUGAAUUUAGGAUUACAACCGUGAACCUACACUAGAAAGAUGAUGUUCAUGAAUUUAGGAUUGCAACCGUGAACCUACACCAGAAAGAUGAUGUUCAUGAACUUAGGAUUGUAAAUGAAUACCUCAUUAACCUAAUUAAAAAAUUGUAUCAAAUUUA
Molecule: messenger RNA, 1565 nt
Organism: Physella acuta
Lineage: Eukaryota; Metazoa; Mollusca; Gastropoda; Physidae
Molecular function (GO): peptidyl-tRNA hydrolase activity
Source: RefSeq, a predicted model, not a curated record